AUGUCUGUUGAUGACUCAAAAAGGACCAAACAGAAACUUAGAAAGCUCUUACUAAAAUAUACUGAUGUACUCCAGAAGCCCAUAAUGCUUGUCAUCAAUCAAGAAGCACUAAAAAGGGGAAUGACUGUGCAAACUUCACCCAAGUAUCCAAUUCCGGACUUGUCAAUAAGAGCUGAAGAAAGGUUUUCGUGGUUCUUGGAAUGGAAAACAAAAGUAACUGAGAAUUUGCAGUACUUGCGGUCUGGAAGAAGUCACGAUUUUGAAUUUUUAAAUACUUGUUUAAAAGACGGUUCUUUAAGUGAAUGUUUCACUUCAAACACUACCUGCAUAACACUCAAAGAGGAGAAUCUGGGAAUCUGGACUACAAUUGACAGCAUCUUGCAAACUGCAGCGUCUUGCAAUGAGCUAUGGAUUGGUGAAGGAAAGAGUUUAGGCAAGAGAAGGGCUUUAUCUGAAUUUUUGAAAUUACUGAACUCUUGUGGUUUGUUCAAGCAUCGGUCCUCUCUCAUUAAGGAUCAGUCAAAUUGGUGGCUAUUUCAGUCUUCUUAUGAUAUAAGUCAUUUGCUACCAACACAAGAUGGUCUGCAUUCUGAAGAGGAUAUUUCUACCGUUCUUAGUCAAGCUCUGAAUCUUCCUUCUGAAAAUGUUGCUGGCUUAUGGGUAGCAACAAAAAAGUACUAUUUCAGGAGCAUUAGUUCUGUGAAUAACCUGUUGUCGGUUUCCCUGAAUUUGCACAAAAUAUUACUAGACGUAGAGAAAAGCAUUGUUUCAUCUGGCGAACUUGAAGCAGCACAUGAUGAAGCUCUCAAGGAAACUUAUAAUCAUAUGCAAUGA
Messenger RNA from Impatiens glandulifera, 834 nucleotides. Its product is annotated as midasin-like. Lineage: Eukaryota; Viridiplantae; Streptophyta; Magnoliopsida; Ericales; Balsaminaceae. The transcript has 5 exons. Gene Ontology annotation, cellular component: preribosome, large subunit precursor. Bases 1 to 834 code for a protein of 277 amino acids. Gene Ontology annotation, biological process: ribosomal large subunit assembly; rRNA processing. The record is from RefSeq and is a predicted model, not a curated record.